CUUUUCCCGCGCACCCUCCGCGCGUGCCUCCCCGGUGCAUUCUCCACGCACGCUCCCCCCUGUCCAGCCCCGCUGCACCCUCCGUGCGCUCCCGGCCAUGAACGGCUCGGCGACAGGCUCCGAGACGGGCUGGCAGCCCGAGUCAGUCAUCAUCCCACUGGUGUACCUCCUCAUCUUCCUCGUGGGCACGGUGGGCAACUGCCUGGUCCUGGCCGUGCUGCUGCGCAACGGGCAGGUGAAGAACACCACCAACCUCUUCAUCCUCAACCUGGGGGUGGCCGACCUCUGCUUCAUCCUCUUCUGCGUCCCCUUCCAAGCCACCAUCUACACCCUGGAGGGCUGGGUGUUCGGGCCCUUCAUGUGCAAGGCCGUCCACUUCUUCAUCUACCUCACCAUGUACGCCAGCAGCUUCACCCUGGCCACCGUCUCCCUCGACAGGUAUUUGGCCAUACGAUACCCCCUGCACUCGAGAGAGCUGAGGACGCCCAGGAACGCCCUCACAGCCAUCUGCUUCAUCUGGGGGCUUUCCUUCAUCUUCUCGAGCCCUUACCUCAGCUACUACCAAGAGUUCCAGUUGGCCAACCUGACCGUCUGCCACCCCAUCUGGGAGAUCUCCCAGCGCAAGGUCAUGGACAUCUGCACCUUCAUCUUCAGCUACAUCAUCCCAGUGCUGAUCCUGAGCCUCACUUAUGUGCGCACUAUUCGCUACCUGUGGAGGUCCGUGGACCCUCUCCAAGACAUGUCAGAGUCCAAGAAGGCCAAGCGGAAAGUCACCAGGAUGAUCAUCAUUGUAGCCAUCCUGUUCUGCCUUUGUUGGCUGCCCCAUCACCUGGUCAUCCUCUGCGUCUGGUUCGGGUACUUCCCCCUCAAUCAUGUCACAUACGUGCUCCGCAUCCUCUCGCAUCUCCUCUCCUAUGCCAACUCCUGCGUGAACCCCAUCGUCUACGCCCUGGUCUCCAAACACUUCCGCAAGGGCUUCAAGAAGAUCUUUAACUGCCUCUUGUACAAGAAGGCAGCCAACAAGGUGCACGUGGCCCAAGUGAUGAACACCGUCAGUACGCUGGAUGCGGAGCUCAGCGAGGUGACCCACAUCAGCGAAGCCCUGCCUGGCCACUCCUCUGGCCACUGCAAGGUCCCGGCCCAGCCCUGGGGGGAGGCAGAGCUGGUGGAACAUCAGCAGAAAGCAGAUGGCUCCUUCAUCACCUUCAACGUCACCUAG
This is a messenger RNA of Chroicocephalus ridibundus (black-headed gull), 1219 nucleotides long. It is a transcript of the gene GALR2, whose product is annotated as galanin receptor 2. Gene Ontology annotation, molecular function: G protein-coupled receptor activity. Gene Ontology annotation, cellular component: plasma membrane. NCBI's taxonomy places the organism in Eukaryota, Metazoa, Chordata, Aves, Charadriiformes, Laridae. The record is from RefSeq and is a predicted model, not a curated record. The transcript has 2 exons. Gene Ontology annotation, biological process: G protein-coupled receptor signaling pathway. The coding region runs from base 98 to 1219 and encodes 373 amino acids.